Messenger RNA from Gopherus evgoodei (Goodes thornscrub tortoise), 1815 nucleotides. It is a transcript of the gene ABHD14B, whose product is annotated as abhydrolase domain containing 14B. The coding region runs from base 112 to 744 and encodes 210 amino acids. NCBI's taxonomy places the organism in Eukaryota, Metazoa, Chordata, Testudines, Testudinidae. The record is from RefSeq and is a predicted model, not a curated record. Gene Ontology annotation, cellular component: cytoplasm. The transcript is spliced from 4 exons.
ACUCGCUCCCUGUCCUACCUUCGACCCCGGGAAGCGCAGCGCAGCGCAGGCUUUUGGGGAGACGCUCCUCUGCUCUCGGCAGGACUGCUGGAAAGCACGAGCAGGGAGGCCAUGGCCACCCCGCUGGUGACUGUGGGCACCACCACAGUGGAUGGGCAAACCCUGUUCUACCGGCAGGCCAAUCCGGCCCAGCAGGCCCCCAAGCUGUCUGUCCUUCUGCUCCACGGCAUUCGCUUUUCAUCGGAGACCUGGCUCAACCUGCAGACACUGUCUAAGCUGGCUGAUGCUGGCUACCGUGCUGUGGCCAUUGAUCUGCCAGGGUUCGGCCAUUCCAAGGAGGCAACAGCUCCAGCCCCUGUUGGGCAGCCUGCCCCAGGGGGUUUCCUAAAGGCUGUCUGUGAGGCCCUGCAGUUGGGCCGGGUGGUUGUGAUCAGCCCGUCCCUCAGCGGGAUGUAUUCGCUCCCGUUCCUCUUCCAGCACAGCCAGCUGGUUCAGGCCUACGUGCCGGUGGCACCCAUCUGCACCGAGAAGUUCCCCACCACGCAGUACGCCAGCAUAAAGACCCCCACGCUGAUUGUGUAUGGGGACCAGGACACCCAGCUGGGGGAGAUGAGCCUGAACAACCUCAGGAACCUGCCCAAUCACAAGGUGCUGCUGCUGAAAGGAGCAGGACAUGCCUGUUACCUGGAAAAGCCGGAGGAGUGGCACCUGGGCCUGCUGGACUUCCUGAAGAGCCUGGAGUGACGAGUGGCCUCUCUUUUGCCCCAGCCCUUCGGUGCACAAUCUGUCAGACACAGGGCUGGCUCUUUGGUGCAAUCCUCCUGUGGAGGAUCUGAGGACCACAGCUUCUCUCUUCCACUAGAGCGGGUACUUAAUCGAUGGCUUCUUGCCAAUCUCGGACAAUCACAGCACGCUUGGGUGUUUGCAAAGGGCGGCCACACAGCCAGAAGCGCCUUCCUGGCAGCCAGGUGCUUGCUCCUUUUCCUUCUUUUUAAAAUGAUUAGAUUUGAAAGGUCUGUAGAAGCUGAUUGGCUAGUAGAAUGGGGUGAGAUGGGGGUAUUGAGGGCAGGUUCCCCAGCUGCAUAUUCUAGUGCAACCCCGUCCUGCCAGUCCUAGCUCCACAGCUCUGCCAAUGCUCCUGCCCUGCAGCUUCCCUAUGACUCCAGCCCUGCCCCCACCCUGCUGUGCCAGUGCCCCCAAUCCUGCCCUGCAGCGCUUCUGCACCCCACUCUGCGGUGCUAGUGCCCCUGCUACUCCAGCCCUGCCCCCACCCAGCUCUGCCAAUGCUCCUGCUCCUGCUCCUGCAGCCUCCCUGCUACUCCAGCCCUGCCCCCAUCCAGCUCUGCAGUGCCAGUGCCCACGCUCCUGCCCUGCAGCUUCCCCGUGACUACAGCGCUGCCCCCACCCAGCUCUGCCAGUGCCCCCAAUCCUGCCCUGCAGCCUCCCUGCUACUUCAGCCCUGCCCCCACCCAGCUCCGCAAGUGCCCCCGCUUCUGCCCUGCAGCCUCCCUGCAAUUCCAGGCCAACCAACCCAAGUCUGCACACCUCAGUCCUGACCUGCAGCGCCCCCAGCUACUUCAGCCCUAUCCUAGCCCCACUGAUGUGCCUUAAUCCUGCUGUGAUCCUCACUGGAGCACACACUGGCACCCACCCCCAACACUGCUUGGCUUGGGAGGAGCGACCCAGACCCUGAGAGCCGCACAGAGGCCAAACUCACUGCCAGCCUGGGAUCGUUCAGGGAGCUUCCUCCCAAAACCCCAAACUCUGGGGCAGCAGCACCUAAUCCUUCACAAGCAAAUAAAACUCAGAUCUGGG